GCCGGCAAGAUGGCGGCGCCCAGCGAACCCGCGGGCUUCUCUCGCAGCGGUCUCUUCUCCUUCCUGCCCGGCGGCGCGCGCUCCCAGAUGACCGAGGACGACUUGGUGACUGACGCGCGGGGCCGGGGCGCAGGGCAUGGAGACGCCGCCACCUCCGCCUCCACCUCGGCCCCGCAAGGUUUGGAGCACGGGAAGCGGCCGUGCCGGGCCUGUGUGGACUUCAAGUCGUGGAUGCGGACCCAGCAGAAGCGGGCCAUCAAGUUUAGGGAGGAUUGUCCACAGGAUCGGGAGGAACUGGGUCGCCACACCUGGGCUUUCCUCCACACGCUGGCCGCCUAUUACCCGGACAUGCCCACCCCAGAACAGCAGCAAGAUAUGGCCCAGUUCAUACAUAUAUUUUCCAAGUUUUACCCCUGCGAGGAGUGUGCGGAAGACAUAAGGAAGAGGAUAAGCAGGAACCAGCCAGACACAAGCACUCGGGUCUCCUUCAGCCAGUGGCUGUGCCUUCUGCACAAUGAGGUGAAUCGGAAGCUGGGCAACCUGACUUUGACUGCUCCAGAGUAGAUGAGCGAUGGCGUGACGGCUGGAAGGACGGCUCCUGUGACUACAAGAUUGUCAGCAGAGCGU
Molecule: messenger RNA, 627 nt
Organism: Chionomys nivalis (European snow vole)
Lineage: Eukaryota; Metazoa; Chordata; Mammalia; Rodentia; Cricetidae
Product: FAD-linked sulfhydryl oxidase ALR-like
Exons: 1
Coding region: 10-564 (184 amino acids)
Biological process (GO): liver development
Cellular component (GO): mitochondrion
Molecular function (GO): flavin adenine dinucleotide binding; flavin-dependent sulfhydryl oxidase activity
Source: RefSeq, a predicted model, not a curated record